Molecule: messenger RNA, 2128 nt
Organism: Spea bombifrons (plains spadefoot toad)
Lineage: Eukaryota; Metazoa; Chordata; Amphibia; Anura; Pelobatidae
Gene: TSPAN3
Product: tetraspanin 3
Exons: 7
Coding region: 59-820 (253 amino acids)
Biological process (GO): regulation of vascular endothelial growth factor signaling pathway; protein localization to plasma membrane; protein maturation
Cellular component (GO): membrane
Source: RefSeq, a predicted model, not a curated record
GUCAUGGGAGCCGGGAGCUGCGUCACGCAGCGGGUGCCGCCAUCUUUCAGUCGAAGACAUGGGGCAGUGCGGGUUGAUCUCCUCUAAGACCGUGUUGGUCUUUCUGAACCUAAUUUUCUGGGCUGCUGCAGGCAUCUUAUGCUACGUUGGAGCCUAUGUCUUCAUCACGUACGAUGAUUACAGUCACUUUUUCGAAGAUGUAUAUACCUUAUUUCUUGGAGUCACUAUCAUAGCUGUCGGGGGGCUGUUAUUCAUCAUUGGCUUGAUUGGUUGUUGUGCCACGAUUAGAGAAAGCCGGUGCGGAUUGGUGACGUUCGUCAUGAUCCUGCUGCUGGUCUUCGUGACUGAAGUUGUUGUGGUUGUUUUUGGCUACAUCUACAGAGCCAAGGUGAAUGAUGAGGUUAAUAAGAGCAUUACCACUGUGUUCAACGACUAUAAUAGUUCUUCACCUGAUUCUACCAGCCGUGCAAUUGACUACAUCCAGAGACAGCUUCAUUGCUGUGGAAUCCAUAACUAUUCAGACUGGGAGAAGACGCCAUGGUUUAUUGAAACCAAGAACAACAGUGUCCCUUUGAGCUGCUGCAAAAUCAGUGCCUUCAACUGCACUGGCAGCAUGAACACACCCGGAGACUUGUAUUCUGAGGGCUGUGAGGCACUGGUUGUUGAGAUGUUAAAAGACAUAAUGAUGUAUGUAAUUUGGGCAGCACUGGCAUUUGCUGCUAUUCAGCUUAUGGGCAUGCUGUGUGCCUGCAUUGUGCUGUGCAGAAGGACUCAGGAUCCAGCUUACGAACUUCUGAUAACUGGUGGCACCUAUGCUUAGGAAAGCCUUCUUUAUCUUUGUACUCUGGCUACGCUUAAGACCCAGAAAACCUUCUUUAUCCUUCUUUUGUCCAUUGGAUCUUCCCACCCUCCUUCUCUAAGGGACAGCGUAUCCAGACAAGGCCUCUCCUUGUCUAUUUAGACAACAUAUUGAUAUCAGUCAGUGUGUCAUCCCUGCCCUGGACUCUUACCUCUACCCUCAUCACUUCAGUAAACUUUUUUUCCUGCAUGUUUUUUUUUGUUUAUUUUAGUGUUGAUUCAUAAGUAUUAUCACUAGUGACUGAUUUUAGUAGUAUAAUGGCAAGGUAACGCAGCAUUGUGGCUACAUUAUUGCUCUGUGCCCGUUCCUAACAGACAUUGUGAAACAAGGUGCAGAGCGAUGCCUUAAGAAACUGCUGCUGUGGUCAGUGUGGUCACCUGUUGCUCUUCCGCAUUAAUAUCCUAAACCUUUUUCACCUUCAUAUCGAACGAGGGCUGCCCCAGCAGGCAAGACCCUCUGAAAAAGACCUGGCUUGGUUACCAGAAAGGUAUAACCGUUUAAAACUUCUGCUUAGUUUUGGUUGUCAGACCCAAAGAACAAAACAUGUAUAGACCUGAUAGAAGCCCACAAUUAAUGAUCUGAGAUAAUAAAAUUCAGUUAAGGUCUUCUCAGCCAUGAUUUCGUUAUACUCAAGGCUCUUUUGUAAUGACUGUUUAAGAUAUGCACAAAGUGCAGAAGACUUUUCAUAGAAGUCACCCGUUCUGUGAGUUUCCCUUAAGGUCUCUGUUAUCGUGGGAAGCAUGCAUCUCUCUACCAGGAACCAUUCCCAAAAAGUAUAUUUAACAGUCUCCAAAGGUGUAAAAAUAUGUACAAUAUAUAAACUGUUACUUUAUAACAGAUGUGAAAAAAGGCAUUUAAUUACUUUGACAACUAGUAUAUUGAACUGUAAUGCUAAGAAGGCAGCUCUAUACAUUGGCAUCAUUUUACAGCCCGCUCCUUGGUAGCUGUGUUGAACCAUACAGAGUGUGGAAGUUCUGCAAGUGAGGUGAAGUUUUCUCUAAAAUCCUGAUCCAAAAAGUUUUUCUUUUGUGAAGAGCUUGAAACUCAAGGAACACCUUUGAAGAAUGUCUUAUAGACUACUGUUCUUAACCUAGAAGAAAUCCUUUUGUUUUGUUUUUUCUUUCAUGUUUAUUAGCACUUUAUAUGAAGCAAAACACUAGCACCGUAGAUUUAUCUGGAUUAAUAAUGUUUCUGUGCAAAACAGCACAUUAUUAUGUGACUGGAACUGACCUGUAAAUAGUGAUUCAAUAAAAAUCUACAUGAACCUGA